AGCAAUGAAAGCGGCCUGCAGAUAUUGAAGUCUAUAAGAAGGAGUUACUGGGAGUAAUAUCAACAUGCGUACCACUGUGAGGUAUGGUAGCUGAGACAGUUCAGUUGAAUGAUACCCAGCUAGCGUCAGCAGCGGCUGAAGGGGCAGCAGCUCUGGAGAGAUACAUAGAAUGCUUGAGGUAUAGCUGUGGCGUCUGCUGAAGUUACGAGGGAAAUACACAGGAGCAUCUCUCGCCAUGACGUCAUCAUCUGACAGCAACCGAGAGGGGGAGUCUCACUCAAAGUGGUUGGAUGCCCACUAUGAUCCUGUGGCUGGGCUGCACACGUUUUCCUCUUGUAUCGCCCUCGCUGAUUUACACGGGGAUGGAGAAUUCAAGAUGGUGGUCGGUGACAUGGGCAGUGGACCGUAUAACAUGAAGCUUAAAGUGUACAAGGGCACAAGUAUGAUGUCUGAGAAUACCCUCCUUGACUUGCCAACGGGUGUUGUAACCUUCCUGAUGGACCAGAAUGAGCCACGUACCCCAGCUGUGGCAGUGGCUUCUGGCCCUUUCAUAUAUGUAUAUAAGAACUUGAGGCCAUACUUCAAAUUCACUCUUCCAGCUAUGGAAAUCAAUCCCCUAGAGAAAGAAGUCUGGGAACAAGCAAAGGAGGACAAGAUUGACCCAAUGACAUUGAAAGAGAUGCUGGAGGGAAUCAGAGAUAAGGCAGAGAUUCCGCUGUCAGUGCGAUCGCUACGUUUCCUGAUGUUGGAUGUAAAUGAGAUGGAGUCCUUUGUGAACACUUAUAAACUGCAACCCCUAAAGAGACAGACUGUGAUCACAUGUAUGGGAACUUUGAAGAAAAAUAUGGCAGACGAGGAUGCUGUGUGCUGUCUUGUUAUUGGCACAGAGAGUGGAGAGAUAUUCAUUCUGGAUCCAGAGGCAUUUACCAUCCUGACACGGGUCAGUCUUCCCAGCGUGCCGACGCUCUUGGAUGUCACAGGGCAGUAUGACAUUGAGUAUCGGAUUACAGUAGCCUGUCGCAACGGCAAUGUGUAUAUUCUUCGCAGAGAUUCCAAGCGGCCCAAAUAUUGCAUUGAGCUAACUGCACAGGUGGUGGGGCUGGUUCGUGUCCAGAAAAACAUAAUGAUUGGCACAUCCCAGGAGACCCUGCAUGGAUACUCACAGAAAGGAAAGAAGCUAUGGACAGUGACACUCCCAGCCUCUAUCAUGACGAUGUCUUUGCUGGAGCAGAAAUCACGCAGUAUCCAAGCUGUGUUGGUGGGUCUAAAGAACCUGGAGGUUCAUCUGUACAGAGACAAGAAUCUACUUAGCAUUAUAUCCACCCCGGACAUUGUCACCAGUCUAUGCUUUGGAAGAUAUGGUAGAGAAGAUGACACACUAAUCAUGACCACUAAAGGUGGAGGACUUAUUAUUAAGAUUUUAAAGAGAAUGGCUCAGUUUGAAGAUAAGGAUACGGCACCAGGUCCCCCCACCGGGCAAAGCAUCAAACUUAAUGUCCCCAAGAAAACAAAACUUUAUGUUGAUCAGACACUCCGGGAAAGAGAAAACGCAGUGGCAAUGCACCGUGUAUUUCAAAUGGAUCUUUACCGCCUGCGUCUUAGUGCUGCUCGGGCAUAUGUCAAGGCACUGGAUGCCAGCCUUGCUCCCCUGUCUGCCACAAUGCAGGAACAACUCACUUUGAAUGCAGCUGUGCAGGGAAUUGGUCCCCGCUUCAAGCUGAUCCUAAACCUACAGAACACAUCAGUGAACCGGCCAUCCAUGCAGCUUUUUAUCAGUUUUCUCUAUGAUGAAAGACUUUAUCAACUCAAGCCUGCGUUUUUUAAGGUUCCGCUUCUGGUGCCUGGACUUAAUUAUCCAAUUGAGACAUUCGUUGACUGCUGUAGUGAUAAAGGGAUCUCUGACAUCAUCAAAGUGUUUGUCCUGAGGGAGGGAAGAAGCACACCUUUGCUUACUGCUCAUAUCAAUAUGCCCAUCAGUGAGGGUCUAGCUGCUGCUUGAGCAGGAUAGAUAGGUGGACAACUAGAAGAUUUUAUGGACUGUGUUGGUGCUUAGAAUGUAAAAUAAUUACUUAAAGCAAACAAAGUAAAAAUCCAGGCUUUUGACCCUCCCGGAAAAUGAUGUCCCAUUUACAUAUCACAUUAACUAAAAUAUCAUAAUAUAACUGCCUACUAGUCUCAGGUUGUUGCACAACAGUGCUGUCCUGUUGUUUAGGGACACAGCACUUAUAUCAUUUGUAAU
This is a messenger RNA of Spea bombifrons (plains spadefoot toad), 2239 nucleotides long. RefSeq names its product Bardet-Biedl syndrome 1 (gene BBS1). Gene Ontology annotation, biological process: protein localization to cilium; non-motile cilium assembly. NCBI's taxonomy places the organism in Eukaryota, Metazoa, Chordata, Amphibia, Anura, Pelobatidae. The transcript is spliced from 17 exons. The record is from RefSeq and is a predicted model, not a curated record. The coding region runs from base 236 to 1999 and encodes 587 amino acids. Gene Ontology annotation, molecular function: patched binding; smoothened binding. Gene Ontology annotation, cellular component: centrosome; BBSome; axoneme.